AUGGUUUCAUACCUGAAUGAGUUUUCUACAUAUUGUAGAUCAGUUGGCCUCUUGGCACUCUAAGAAUCAUUCAAAGAGCAGAAGAGUACCUUAGAAGAAACAUUACUCAUGCAUUUGAUUACACUAAAAAGGGAAUAACUGAUUGAAUUAUCCACUCGUAUUGUAAGGAUAUGGAGCAUCAAUAAUAGAGAUCAAAAAUAAGGAUCUUCUCAAGAAAGCCAAUAAAGGAAGAUGUCUGUUAGUGAAAUGCAUACCAAAUCUAGUUCCUAAUUAAAUCAUCUCUAUGACUAACAUAUAUUCAAUGAAGAGAAUCAAAUAGUCAAACGAGAUUAGUAAAUUAAUCUCCUUAUGAAGGAGUGCACAUUCAAACCUUAAAUAACAAAGAAGAGCCAAAAAUUAGAGUUGAAUUCACCAGCUCAUAUUAGACUGAACAAUUAUGCAAUGGACUCUAAAAUCAAAUUACAAAUAGUUUAAGAACUUAAUUAGAAAUAAGAAUUAAAGGAUUGCACUUUCAAACCCUCAAUUAAUUUCAAAUCAAUUGGUAAUAAUCAAUCAGUUGAAAAUCCGUUUGAUAGACUCUAUUAAAAUGCCCUGACCUAAAGAAAUAAAACACCUAGAAACAAUGAAGAUUCAUAAUUUACGUAUCGUCCUUAAUUAAUCAGCUCUCCAAUUAAAUUAUAACAAUAAGAGGGAAUUUCAGUCGAGGAGAGACUUUAUAAUCAUCAUUUCGAGAAAAUGAAUAAUAUGGCUUUGAAAUAAGAGGAGCUUCAAUAAAAUGAAUUAGAUUAAUGCACAUUUACACCUGCUAUUAAUUAGUAAGGUAAUUGCAGACAAAAUGAAAAAGUAUUUGAAAGGCUCUAUAACCACAGCAGUGUAAAAUCUGUUUCAGAAGUAAAGGAUCAUUCAAUAUCACAUAUUAAUAAGAAAUCGGAAUCCUUAAUAAAAAAGCCAUAAUCAGAGAAUAAUUCCUAUGUGACUUAAUUUUAAGUAGAAUCCAAUCCAUUCGAUCGAUUGUAUUUAGAACAUUAAAGAUAAGAGAAAAAGAAGAAAUCCAAUUAAAUAUAAUAUUACUAAUCUAUACCAUUUAAACCAAUACUAAAUAAAAAAUAAUCAUUAUAAUGA
Paramecium tetraurelia is the source of this 1122-nucleotide messenger RNA. RefSeq lists its product as uncharacterized. The record is from RefSeq and is a predicted model, not a curated record. NCBI's taxonomy places the organism in Eukaryota, Ciliophora, Oligohymenophorea, Peniculida, Parameciidae. The transcript has a single exon.